AUGGCUUUCCAGUCAGAAGUACAGUGAUGUCUGAAAAAGAAUAAAUAAGAAGUGCUAAAUCUUUACGUGGGUCUACCAAAUUUCAUUAUUAUUCCACCAGGCCAGGGAUUGCUUCCUCGGGAGUUAUUGCAUUUUUUCUGUGCAUUCAAGUCCAAGAUUGCCCUCCUCAUCGUCUACUUCAGAAAUCAAAAGCUCUCCUCUCUGCUAUACAUUAUUGUACCUUCAAAACCUUGCAAGCCUUUCUCUUUGACUAUACAAAGAUAGCCACAAAAGUGUCACAAAUGUACAAAGUAUCAAGCAAGGAAUUUCACCAAACCACGGUUGCACCAUCCCUAGACAGAAUUCCCAGUCUCUCGCUGUUGAUUUAUACCCUCCACUUCGCCAACCCCAAGCAUACCUACACAGUCACAAUAAUGGGUUCUUCACUGACAGAGGCGUGGAACACCACCGGCAUUCAUGUCCACCACAAAGCGAUCACGCACAUGACCUUUUACUGGGGUCACAAAACCGAAAUUCUUUUCAAGGGUUGGCCUGGUUCGAGCUCUGGCAUGUACGCUUUGGCUUUGAUCUUCGUCUUCACUCUUGCAGUGAUCGUGGAGUGGUUCAACUUUUGCAGCAUCAUCAAGCCCGGGACGAAUAAGGUCGCCGCGGGUUUCUUUCGGACUGGCAUGUACAUGGUGCGUGCUGGACUGUCUUACUUGGUGAUGCUUGCUGUCAUGUCCUUUAACGGCGGCGUUUUUCUUGCUGCCGUCGGUGGUCACGCCGUUGGGUUCGUGCUUUUCGGAAGUCGGAUUGCUAAGAAUUCCGAGAAGAAGCCGGAUCUUCCUCCUAUUAAUUUGAAAUGCUGAAUUUUGGUGGGGGCGUGUUUUGAGUGGUAAAUGAUUUGAGUUUUUAUUUUUAAAAUUAUAUAUGUAGGGAGAGUGGAGAGCUAGACUUGGAUUUGCACAUCAACAUCUAUGCGCUGCGAGUACACCGCUGCUAAAUGAUUGAGUUUUUACUAAAUAAUUAUCUUUGAAUUUC
Molecule: messenger RNA, 1020 nt
Organism: Hevea brasiliensis (rubber tree)
Lineage: Eukaryota; Viridiplantae; Streptophyta; Magnoliopsida; Malpighiales; Euphorbiaceae
Product: copper transporter 4-like
Exons: 1
Coding region: 282-848 (188 amino acids)
Biological process (GO): copper ion transmembrane transport; intracellular copper ion homeostasis
Cellular component (GO): plasma membrane
Molecular function (GO): copper ion transmembrane transporter activity
Source: RefSeq, a predicted model, not a curated record